Xyrauchen texanus (razorback sucker) is the source of this 8009-nucleotide messenger RNA. RefSeq names its product zinc finger protein 609a (gene znf609a). Bases 1073 to 4711 code for a protein of 1212 amino acids. The record is from RefSeq and is a predicted model, not a curated record. Gene Ontology annotation, cellular component: nucleus. The transcript has 8 exons. Gene Ontology annotation, biological process: regulation of transcription by RNA polymerase II. Lineage: Eukaryota; Metazoa; Chordata; Actinopteri; Cypriniformes; Catostomidae.
CUCUCUCUCACACUCACACUCUCUCUCACACUCAAACUCACUCUCUCUCUCACACACUCAAACUCACUCUCACUCUCUCUCUCUCACUCUCUCUCACACUCACACUCUCUCUCACACUCAAACUCACUCUCUCUCUCUCACACUCAAACUCACUCUCACUCUCUCUCUCUCUCACUCUCUCUCACACUCAAACUCACUCUCUCUCUCUCACACUCAAACUCACUCUCACUCUCUCUCUCUCUCUCACUCUCUCUCACACUCAAACUCACUCUCACCCUCUCUCUCUCUCACUCUCUCACACUCACUCUCUCUCUCACACUCAAACUCACUCUCUCUCUCUCUCUCUCUCACUCUCUCACUCUCUCUCACACUCUCUGUGUCUCUCUCUCUCUCUCUCUCUCUCUCUGACUGCUUUGUGAUUCCGCCAUUAAUUCUGAUAUUCCAGGCAUCUUUUCCCUUUAAUUAGUGGUGUGUGCCAAGGCGAGUAUCUCUAUUACUAUAGAGCUCAACAGUCUGCUUCUGAAAGUAAAAAACAUUCAGUGUUUUAAACGGGGGAAUUGAUUAUUAGCAAACCUAUGCCAUUUCAAGACGAUUGCAAGAACCUUAUAAACCUCCAGACACUGACCUCGGAGCUGGUUGGUUGGGUUAAUGGCGUCCAACUCCUUUUUAUGAAGGAUUUUAUGAAAUAUCUAUGGUGACAUACUCCUGAAAUCAGGACGUCUAUACAAGUGUGAGGGAACUUCUGCGCUCUAUUGCUCAUCAUCAGGGAAACCGAUUUAAACAAACCCCCACUUGACGUAUUAAACUUCGGCAUAUAACUUGCACCAUCUGUCUACAGACAUAAAUGAUGCUUCAAAUCACGCAACUUGUAUACAAAGUGCAUACAUUUUUUAUUAUAUCGCCCACCCUUACUCAACGCCUAGUUUGACUGCUGUUUAAGGCCUGUGAAAGCCAUCAGAGAAACAAAGCCCUUUCAUGGCCGCCUCUCUCCCCUCCCUCCUUCUGUUUCUCUCCCUUCGUCCUCAUUCGCUCGCUGUCUCUUAGUGUGCUAUACGAGUGUGUAUGUGUCUGCAUGGUAGUACAGCGAGCAGUGGGGGAAGGGAAGAGAGAGCGUGAACAGCUGUCCUUCGCUGUCAGCCAGAGCAUUUCCAACGUGCCUCGUUCCGUGUCUCUGUACUUAAGGAGGGGGAGGGGAGAGAGACGCGCGGCUCCAGCGCUAGCAGAGGACGCGGGGAGGGGAAGAUCCAUCCGGCUGAUGGAGUCUCCGGUGUCUACGCCGGCACCACCACCCCUCCACCUCCUCGCACCUGUCGGAAACAGCGACAUCUCCUCGUGUGAGCAGAUCAUGGUUCGCACACGCUCUGUGGCCGUCAACACUUCUGAUGUGGCUCUCGCCACUGAACCCGAAUGUCUGGGACCCUGUGAACCCGGAACCAGUGUCAACCUGGAGGGCAUAGUCUGGCAGGAGACGGAGGACGGUAUGCUGGUUGUAAAUGUUACCUGGAGGAAUAAAACCUAUGUGGGCACGCUUUUAGACUGUACUCGACAUGACUGGGCACCCCCACGGUUUUGUGAGUCACCCACAAGUGACUUGGAGAUGAGGAAUGGCCGUGGGCGGGGUAAGAGAAUGAGGCCCAAUAGUAACACACCAGUCAAUGAGAACAGCAACUCUUCUGAUAAUAAAGGCAGCAACAACUGCAAGACUCGAGCUGCGUCUAACAGUAAGGGGCGACGGGGCAGUCACAAUUCCUCUGAACGUCGCACCCCACCAAACAGUAAUACAGAGGAAGUAAAGGCUAGUCCAUCAUCUGCUAACAAACGCAAGAACAAGCCUGCCUCAGACAUGGAGCCCAACUCCAGUUCAGAGGACACUAAGGGGAGCAAACGUGUGUGCACCAAUUCAAACAGUGUAAUACCUUACCCUAUUCUUCCCCUCUCCAACAUCAAAGCAGAACCCUUGCCCCCUUCUUUGGACCGCAACUGCACCUCACCAAUACUCAUUGACUGCCCCCAUCCCAACUGCAACAAGAAGUACAAGCACAUUAAUGGCUUGAAGUAUCACCAGGCUCGUGCUCACAAUGAUGAUGACAUCAAGCUAGACAUAGAUGGAGAUAGUGAAUAUGGUGAAGACUCCACUUUGCACCCAGAUCCAGGCAGUUGCAAUGGUGCAUCCAUUUCCCAGAAGUGCUGUGCCUCUACUGCACGGUCAAUCACCCCUAAAGGCAGAGGAUUUGAUGUCCAGAGCUCAUCACCGUCAUCAGGCAAGUUCAGCUCCAAGCAGCCUGGCAAGAAGAAACUGGAGGCUGAUCAAGAAUCUGGUGUGCCCAUGGAUGGCUGUGAAGAUGGCCCAUGUCUUACAGAUGAAACGAGCAAUGAUGGCAUUGAUGAUAAGAAAGGCUUGGAUAAAGCCAAGAAGUCUGCAAGUGGUUCUAAGACAGACAAGCUUACUCAGAAGGGAAUGAAGUCAACAAGGCCCCUUGUUCCCUCCUUACCAACACAGCAGUUGUAUAGCUUACCCACAGCUGGCUUUGCUGCUCCUAAUUCUGGCUCCUCCUCUAGUAUGGGCUCUGUGGUCCAGUCCAUAAGCAAGAGCCCCCAACUAAAAACCAUUCAACCCAAACCUGCAGUAAUGGGAGACCCCUCAAUGAACCCAGCCUUGAGUGGCACUAAGGAUAAGAAGAAGAAAGAUAAGAAAAAUAAAGAGGGUGGUAAGGAAGGGGACAGUCCCAAAGCCCCUGGUAAAGGAGGGAAACCUGAAGAAGGCAAGAGCCCAUAUUCUGAGAGCUCAGACCAAGGUAGCAAGAGUGAGGGGCUGUUAAAUGGUUCCACAGACCCUCAGCAGAGUCGGCUAGCCAGCAUGAAAGCAGAGGCGGACAAAAUCUACAGCUUUUCGGACAAUUCUCCGAGUCCAUCCAUUGGUGUAGCUAGCCGAAUAGAAAGUGGUGGAAUAGCACAACCUCUCACUCCACUUCAUGUGGUUACCCAAAAUGGGGCAGACAACUCUUCUGUGAAGACCAGCAGCCCAGCAUACUCUGACAUAUCUGAUGCAGGGGAGGAUGGUGAGGGCAAAGUGGAGGGUGUAAAGGUCAAGUCUGAGGAUCAGGCUGUUCGAGAAGGUGCUAAGAAAUCCCUUUUUCCAUCCCAACCACCAAACAAAGACUCCUCUUAUUACCCAGGUUAUGAAGCGUACUACUCGCCAAAUUAUGUUAACCCAAACCCCAGUCCGGGACUCUCUAACACUGCCACGUUGUUGCAAGAUGGUGCAGUAAAGGUGAAAAAAGAAGAAGACCCAGAACCAGGGAACGACAAGGCCAAAUCAGAACCACCUGAAGAUCGAAAGCCAGACAUAUGUGCAUCAUCUCCGCAACAACAGCUGCCUUCAGUCAUUCAGCAGCGUUCUAGCAUGUUCAUGCAGCCCCUUUAUUACAACCAGUAUGCCUAUGUACCUCCCUAUGGCUAUUCCCCAAAUCAGGCCUACCAUAACCACCUAAUGAGCACAAACCCUGCUUACAGGCAACAGUGUGAGGACCGGCAGCGACAAGCAGCUGAGCAGCAUCGUGCCGCAGAGAAGAAAUCGGAGGCUGCUCAGAAGGACAGGGAAACCUUUAUGAAGCCUGAAGAGUGGAAGCAGAAAGCUUCAGUUCCCCCUACCUUGUCUAAGGCUGCAAGCCUCUCAGACUUGGGCAAGCCCUCCCCACAGGGCAAACCCAAAGAUCUCACAGAGCCAGGCAAGUCUGUCAUUAUCCCCAAAGUGGAAGAUGGUAAGGGGCAGACCCAGCAGGGUGAUGGUUUAAAAAUGAAGCUGAGUGAAGCAGGAUAUCAUGGAAAGGAUGAGCAAAAACCAGGCCUCGAGUCUGGAAGGUCAGCUAUGGAGCAGGCCAUGUACAUGUAUAGACAGGAGCCGGACUCCCGACUGUGGCCCUACGUUUACCCCAGUAAGUACCCCGAUGCUCAGAAACAGAUAGAUGAUGAAAGGUGGAAGGAGAGAGAACGGGAUCGUGAGCGUGAAUGGGACAGAGACCGGGACAGAGACCGUGAGAGAGACAGAAAGGGCAAAGAUGAAAGGCAGCGUCCUAAAGACCCUCCCUCUAAAGAGGAAAGCAAGGAAGGGACAGAGCCACGAACCUCAUCGGCCUCAGAGGACCAUAGAGGAGUCAGCAAAGACCCACGAGCACACCUGCAUUUUUCCUCACCUCUGCCGCAGCACCAGUCGUAUAUGUCCUACAUGCAUGGAUUCCCCUAUGGCCAGGGCUAUGACCCCAACCAUCCCGGAUACAGGGUGAUGAUGCAGAAUUACCCUCCGUCGUACCUGUCGCCAGGAUACUCUUUUUCCCCAUAUGGCAAUAAGAUGCCCCAUGGUGAAGAGAGCGAGAAGUCACGUGCUAGUCCUACAGUGAGUGGCAAGUCUGCAUCUGAGUCCAAAGCCUUGGACAUCCUGCAUCAGCAUGCUAGCCAGUACAAGAGCAAAUCGCCAACAGUGGGUGAAAGGAUGCACCAUGAAAGAGAUAGAAGUGGAAGUGAGAGGGAAAGAGACGGCGAACGUCCAAGAUCUUCGCCCUCUCAGCGAAUCCUGCCCUCCCACCAUCACCUGGGCUACCAACUACUCCCAGGACAGUAUGACUUGUCCUAUGCUACAGGUAUCUCCUCUUCAGCCAUUGUUGCCAGUCAACAGGCCUCUGCCCCCUCACUAUACCCCCCAGCACGGAGGUGAGAAUGGGAGAAGUGACUGGCCGCUUUUGCAGACAUGUGACUGGUUCACAUGGAGGGCAAGGUGUGGAGCUUGUUAUAACAUCAGUUCAAUGAUGUUCCUGAUUGAUCUUUGACCACCAUCGUCAUAGAAGGAAAGUGGAUGCCCACCCAGCCUUCCACGUAAUCAUCAAACUCCACCCCACCUCCGCAAGUCUCUGGAAGCGCACGUCCAGGCGCCCGCCUCUCUGUGCUGCUGACUACAUACUCAGGAGAGAGGAGACAUUUUCUGUCUGCAGAGAACCUCGCACGAUGCGCAAAGCCUCCUAAACAUGGACCUACGGAGUGUGGGAAGUCUUGAAUGAACCCGGAAAACAAAGACAUUCUAGAAGUCACUACAUAGUUUUGUGUUAAAGCAUGGGCCUUUAUGGAAAGCGUGAAGUGCUACUGUUCCGGACUGCUGCUGUAGAGCCUUGAGGAUUACAAUGUUGCUGUUGGGGGGGUUAUCUUGAGAGAAGGAUCCCAGUAUCUUGGUUGUCGCUUUUCAGCUUUCUACAUAUACAUAAUCCUUCACACUCUCUCUGUGGACUAUGCAAGUGGAUAAGUCUUGAUUUCUUCACUCAGAUCCCUCAGAUCAUUCAGGGCAGUAAACUCAGUUACAUUUACCAUUGUGAUGCCAUUGUGUCCACAUACUGUACUUGAGCCCCGAUUGACUGUAUCAUCUGUUUUUUAAGGCAUUUGUUUUAAAACGCGCCUCCUCUGUCUUUAGUGUUAAGUUUUUAUAUUUUAUGUCCUUUCGUUUAUUUUCAUUUUUCAGUUAUGUAUGAUGAGCAAAUCGCCAAGGGUAUUCAGCAUCAGUUGCUUGGCAUUUUGCAGUGCAAGUCAAGCUGUAGAUGCUUUUUUUUCUCAAGAGGACAAGGCAGGGCUUCAUUAUUGGGUGGUUCAGCAAUGGCCUGUGUUUUGGUGCCAUUACGGGCUUCUGACAUUCGGAUAAUCCGGGUCAUGCAGGGAAGAUGGCACAUUGGCUGCUCUCAGAGAUGCUCGGGCAUUGAGUGUCCCCAAAGGCGACAACUUUCAGUUUCAAACUGGACUUAUGGAAUUGGAGAUUGUUUCCAUACUGUGUUGCUACAUGAACGUUGUUAUCAUUGGUGUACAUGUGUGGACACAGGGCUAGCUGCUGUUCCCAAGCCCAGCUCUUGUGAUUAGACAGUCGAUUGGAGCACAAGAUGUGUGUUGGCCAAUAGAGUUACCAGACUGUACUGAACUGUGUUUGUCUGGUAACAAACCGAACUCUUCACUCACGGAUACAUUGAUAUGCUGCUUGCUAAUCUCAUACUAGAAUGCACGAGUGAAGUCCGAGGGCAAAUCUUCAAGGCUUACAACGAUCUGAUAAUGCCAAGAGCGGAUUAGAGCCAGCAUCCACCGUAUGGACUUCAAUUUUGGGUUGGUCCAAACUGAUCCACAGAGUCACGGAGCACCAAACAAGGAAGACCGUAGCUAAGAAAUAUGCCCUCUGCCUACUGCUGCUUGAACCCCAGGAUUGAAAAGAGGCUUUUGAACGUUCCCUCACUUUCUUCUGUACGUUUGCAUGGUAUAUUCCAGCACUUGGUAAAAGCAUUAACCCAAACAGAGAGCAAAGCGACAUGCGCAGGCGUCCUUCCUCUUCUCCCUCACUAUGUGCUUUUCUGUAUAUAUUGUACAAAAGGAAUUAUUUUAAAAAGGUUGUUGGAUGCUAUCGGAUAUCCUUACUUUUGUUCUGUGUCUUUUAGCCUUUUUUUCUACCAUUGUUGACAUAGUAUCAACGUGUAGCUGGUAUAACAGCUUUAUAUUGGAAAGUGUUUUUAACUACUUUUUCUACCCCUCCUCUUCAACAGCAAGUCAGUUCCACUCCGCUUUAAACUUUUUAAAAGCACGUCUUAUUGCAGUUUACUUUUUGUGUUUACUUGCAUACUGAAAUAAGAUCGGUUUUAAUGCCGUCAAGGGAUUUUUAGUCUGCACCCCUUCAGAACUUAUUCCCAACUUAUUGGAGAAAAGACAAAAUGGGGAGGAAUUAACAACAAGAGUCCGGUGCUAUCUUGGGCGGGUUUUUCCAGUUCAUCAUCAUGCAGUUACUGUCUGAAUAUUAGACUCUCAGGAGAGCAUCAUUUAAAUCAGAGCAUUUGAAAUCAUACUGGCAUGUUCAUCGCUGUCAGCUCCAUACAGGAGAGUUGAUUAUUGAAAGCUACAGGGAAGAAGGCUUUUUUUGUAACACAAUUAAUUUAUUGUGCAGCGGCUUUUCCUGCUAAACAUGACCAUUUGUUUUUCAUCUUUGUCGUGAGACAAAGAAGGGAUGGACUCAUUCUAUAUUUCAUCUGAUGCAUUGCAAAAGAGGAAAAGUAAUCAGCAGAUAUUGAAUAUUUGUAUGGUGGAUUCUUUGCUCCUUGGUUAAGAAGGCUAAUUUCAAGCCGCCAGAUCCCCUUGUCUGUUUUGAAGCUAACGAGGCCUAAAUACAUGCGUUCAUAAUCCUAGUUUCAUUUCGAGCCAGAACCAAGUUUUCUUUUUAUCCUCUCAUUUUCAAUGGACACCGUAACAUGUUAUAUGCUGUUUUAGGACCUGCUUUUGCUACGUCUACUCGCAGCACCAACAAUAACGAUUCUAACACAUACUUGACGACGUCCCGCCACGCAGUACAUGUUAAUAAGAGAGUUAAAAUUUUUAUAUAUAGUAAUAACCUCACUUUUAAUUGUUCUGAAUUUGCGUGUUUAGCCAGUAAACCUGUGCUGUCUGGUGACUUGUUUCAUAAUUGUUGAGGAAAAAAGCGCUUGAUUGUUUUAAUUUAUUUUUUGAGGGUUCUUUGUUGUUGUUUUUUUUUAGUACGUUUUCACCUUGUAGGAAGAUGAAGCGACCGGUUUUGUUUUAACAGUUCAUACGUUUGUUCAUACUUGUUUCAGACGGUGCUUAAAUAGCCCUGUGCGAUCCUCAUGGGAAGAGAAGAGCGAUUUCGCUUUUUAGUUUUUAUUUUCUAUUUUCCAAUCGUAUUAGGCCCCUCCCUUAAUCCAUCCCACUACUCAUGCCCCGCCCACCCCAUAUCAGCAGAGAGCAGCGGCUCCGUGUCUGUCAUCGGUACUUGAAAGAAAGAUGUUUACACCUGUUCAUUUCUGUUUUUGGAUACAUUUCUCUUUGUAAACAGUCACUCGCUCUUUCCCCGCCUACUGUCUCGCUGCCUCUGUCCCACUCACUGUUCCUAGGGAUCUCUUAUGUAAAGUGUAAAUUGCUACUUUUUUUUUUUUUUACAAUACUGUAACUUGCCUUUGUAAAUUUAGGCAGAAAAUAAAUCUUUUUAU